Molecule: messenger RNA, 966 nt
Organism: Anisakis simplex (herring worm)
Lineage: Eukaryota; Metazoa; Nematoda; Chromadorea; Rhabditida; Anisakidae
Source: the annotation of a GenBank genome assembly
AUGUCGUUUGUUGAACACGGUGGCCAAGAGGACAGUGUGGAGAGUAUGGAGGAAUUAAGAAAGAGGCUGGAAGCAGCUGAACGAGAGAAGCUGGAAUUGAAAUCGAAUUUGGAUUUGGUUGUUAAGCGUAAUCAGGAAAUGCUCGAACGACCCGCAAAUAGACAAGCAUAUCAACGAGAUUUGUGCCAUAAAUUCACAGCAUUCGUGCAGAAUCGACUGAGAUUUCAUCGUGCACUGGAACGAGUUUGUGCUGAGUGUAAAUCUACCCGAAAACAAGCAAACGUAAUGUCUGCUGGCGUUGCUACUGUUGGCCUUCUCGCUUCUAUACAACGUACUGCUCAAUAUUUAGGAUCGUUUGUAUCUGUUGGUGCGAUAGCGUUGAACACAUAUAUUGGCUGGAAGAGCGAUCGGGAUGAAGCGGAAUGCAUUAGACAAUUACGUAUCCUUGAAGAGACUGAUUUGAAGAUGGUGGGAAUCCUUUUGAAUGCGUACGAUGAAUUUUGCGUCACAUUCAAGAUCCCAAAAGAAAUCGGUGAUGAAGACAUGAUGCGAUUACACCUCGACACAGUUUGUUCAUCGAUGAUCUCGUUCGUUGAUGGAUACAACACUGGCGACCUGUCAUCAACUCCAGUAGCUCUGCCAGAUCUGGAACGCCUCUUAAAAUAUGGUUUUGAAAAUGCAAUCCUUCCGGUUCUUGCCCAUAUUGGUAAUUCGAACGUUCCCGAACUGCUCAAUCUAUACUCCACUCUGUCGGACGCCGCCUCCUUAACAGUAUCAGGUGCUGAAAGUGCGAACGAUAUUUUGAAAGCAAUUUGCGGCUUAGUUCAUGGAUUUUGCGUUGUGAACGCUUUAUUUGAUCUGUGGAAUGGAUCCGAAUCAGAUGCUAUUAAACGAAUGAGGUCGUUUAUUGAGCAACAAAAACAUGAGCUGGAAUUGUUUCAGUCUGCUGUUGAAGCAGUGAACUGA